Dicrocoelium dendriticum is the source of this 984-nucleotide messenger RNA. Lineage: Eukaryota; Metazoa; Platyhelminthes; Trematoda; Plagiorchiida; Dicrocoeliidae. The record is from the annotation of a GenBank genome assembly.
GGUUGGGAUGCUCGGACUAUACAGACGUGCUUGCGGCGCGCUCAAAGUUUGCCGCCACUUCUCCUUCUGUGAAUCAUUUGCUGAUACGCUAGACGAUCUGAAUCAGGUGUUCAUUUUAUGACCGGGCUCCUUAUUUCAGGUGAUACUUUUAGGAUCCGUAAAUUCGGUGUUCAUGUUUGAGUCACCUCAGAAAUCUUAUGCGACAAUCAGCUUGCGAACUUACAACUCCUACAAAGCUCCAAAAGGUUACCGAAUCAAGGUUGCUACUCACAGCGUUUCCCUCCAACAGCAAUUUUACUCUGCAUGAAAUCCAAGUUUUCGAUAACAGUCUGAUAGAAAAGUCUCGAACUCUGAACAAAGGUGAUCGCAUCUGUGUUUACGGGCACCUCACCGCUUUCCCUAUGUCGACGGCGGACAAAUUCUGGGUGUACUGCAUAGUGGCCAGAUCCAUCAGCGCAUUUGUAAAUCCAGUACGGUGUUCGGACGAUUUUACCGCCACCACCACCUCUGACCCUACUCCGCUCGAACCGUCAGCUGCCCAGUCAAUGUGACCUGCACUUGUUUGACUCAUCCCGUCAUCUAUGUACCAUAUUUUUGCACAUCCAUCCUCACCCAAGAAUUUAUUAUCAUCAGAUUCAUUUUCAUCAAAUAAAGCUUUGCAUCGCUUUUAUUGAGGUUCUUGGUUUAUGCAGGUUGUUAUGCUCCACCACUUUACUUAUAACGCGAACUUUGUGGUGAAAAAUUUUGCGAUGGGCACAGGACUUCAGAAUCCUUUGUCCCCACGUGAACCGCACUCAUUAUCGGUUGUCCGUAUGCUUUUGCUCUUCACACGUCCGGUCAUCACUGGGUGCUGUACACCACAUUUCCGUGCCUACUUUUGACUUUAAACACGUUUUUACAUGGUAGAGAAUUUGUUGUUCCCUUCAAUCUAGGAAAUGCCUUAUUUGAAACAGUAUGGUCAAACAACAUUUCGCUGGACACUCU